AUGGCUAAUGGUGAAGGCAUGGUUUAUGUGGCUAUGAAUUACCGCCUCGGCGUAUUUGGCGGGAUAUCUGGACCAAGUCUAUCAGCCAGCCAAAGCUUAGCGUUACAAUGGGUACAGGAAAACAUCCACCUUUUCGGCGGCGACCCGAACCGAGUAACAGUAAUGGGGGACUCGGCCGGCGCAGGCUCCGUCGUGCUCCAAAUAACAGCCUAUGGGGGCACCAAGGACCCGUACUGUUCUAACAAUCCAUAA
Letharia columbiana is the source of this 252-nucleotide messenger RNA. RefSeq lists its product as uncharacterized. The record is from RefSeq and is a predicted model, not a curated record. The transcript has 2 exons. NCBI's taxonomy places the organism in Eukaryota, Fungi, Ascomycota, Lecanoromycetes, Lecanorales, Parmeliaceae. The coding region runs from base 1 to 252 and encodes 83 amino acids.